UUCAUUAUCAGGAUCUGAAGCAUACUUAUCUAGCCAAGAAAACGACAAACGAGAAGAUAUAAAUACAAAGAAAUCAGGUCACCCCGGCGUUAAACGCUCGUUGAUAUUGGAUUAGGAGGUGCUCCUUGAACCGCAAAGCGUAGACUCAAGGAAGACAAACUAGAGCGAUGUCCGGAUCACAAAGAAAUCACCCACAAAUCAACCUCUCAGGCUCAGAUGAUGAUGAUGAUUUUGGAACUCCGUCAAUGAGACUCAAAAGGACUAACUGGUAUGAUUGGAAGUUCAGGCUUGAGAUGUAUCUUGCUAGCAAGGGUUAUGAAGGUUUACUAGAUGAAGAAUGGACGAAGAGCAAUCUAUCAACUGCCGAAUUUCGUCAACGCAACGCUUGGGCAUCCCACUUACUUCGGAGGAUAGUAUCAUCUGAACUCCAUAGCGUAUUGAGAUUCAAUGCUGAUAAAAGUUUUUUAGAAACUUUUCAUGAACUUGGUAAAAGUUGUGGUGUAUCAUGUGUCGUAACAUUCUCUAUGAAGCAUCAAGAGUUACAUCAACUUAGAUAUCAUCCUGGAACUUCAAUCAGAGAACAUAUGAACAAAUUUAAUAAUCUUCUUUAUCUGGUCAAAGAUUAUAUGACUGAUUUACCUGACUUUGGUACAAUCUCAACCGGUAUGGCAGCCUGCAUAUUCUUAAACUCUUUUAACCAAGACCAAAGUUUACAACCUCUUAUUGGGUCCUUAUACAAUUCGGAACCAUUCAACUACGACGUCGUAUAUAAAAGCAUGGGUUUUGAGGCCGAUAGAAGACAACUCACACCAAACUCUUUUCCUAAGUCAAAUGUUACUACACCAAGGCGAUCUGAAAAAGGACGCCGUUCCAACAACGAAUCAUCUAAUCAAAAUUCAAAUAGAAUGGACAACAAGAUGAAGUCAGAUCACGAAAUACUUGUCAAACGGGUAGACAAGUUGGAGAAGAUCAUGAAAUCACAUUUGUCAACGUCAAAAUAAUACAUCUACAUAUCAGUGUCAUCUAAAGACUUAAGCAAGAGUGAUAAAAAUUUCAUCAAUGGGUCUUCAAUGUAAAACAUACUACAGCUUUAUUCAUCUCACCUAAACCAAUUUUAGAAAUCACCUAUAGCUUUGAAGCCAAUCCUACCAUGAACACCUUCACUUUGGGUUUACAAAUGCAUCAAAAUUCAUCAAAAGUCACAACAUAUUAACCACUGUGUCAAGUUUGUGUCUACAUUUCACCCUAAAACUGCCUCUAGCAUUCCUCUUUAUCUGAUCCUUCUACCUAUGAAACUCUCAUCUUACCAUGUGGCAGCUUACUCUUGUUUCAACUUUUUAUCAUUCUGAAUCACUUGUGUGGCCAGCUUAUGAAGUAUAUUAUUUCAAGUGUAUUUAACUCAAAAACUCUCAAUACAUUUGCAUCUUUCCAUGCAAAGUUCUUUUGAUCUGCAAAAUUGUCAUUUUGUCAUCAGC
This is a messenger RNA of Melampsora larici-populina 98AG31, 1475 nucleotides long. RefSeq lists its product as uncharacterized. The transcript is spliced from 2 exons. Lineage: Eukaryota; Fungi; Basidiomycota; Pucciniomycetes; Pucciniales; Melampsoraceae. The record is from RefSeq and is a predicted model, not a curated record. Bases 168 to 1001 code for a protein of 277 amino acids.